UCCUCCCAAACGCUACAAAGCAUUUAGCUUCUCCCCUAAGCGAGAACUCUCUCAACUGACAACAAUAAAAUCGUUCGUUUGAUAAAUCUGCUGCAACAACUACAACAACAACAAAGCCUCCAAACAUUUUUUUUUCUCUCUUAAUAAACAUAUUUCUCUUUGCUAGGGUUAGUUGUUGUUGUUGUAGUAGUUGUAGACUCGUUUUAGUGAUCAGAAAUGGGGCAGCAGUCGUUGAUCUACAGCUUCGUGGCUCGUGGAACCGUCAUACUAGCAGAGUACACCGAGUUCACCGGAAACUUUACGAGCAUAGCAGCACAGUGUCUCCAGAAACUUCCUGCUAGUAACAAGAAGUUCACUUACAACUGCGAUGGCCAUACUUUUAACUACCUCGUUGAUGACGGCUUCACAUACUGUGUGGUUGCUGUUGAAUCUGUUGGCCGACAGCUUCCAAUUGCCUUCCUUGAGCGAGUAAAAGAGGAUUUUACCAAGAAAUAUGGUGGAGGAAAAGCUGCGAUGGCAGUUGCUAACAGCUUGAACAGGGAGUUUGGGCCCAAGUUGAAGGAGCAGAUGCAAUAUUGUGUUGAUCAUCCGGAGGAGAUCAGCAAGCUGUCUAAAGUGAAGGCUCAGGUUUCAGAAGUGAAAGGUGUUAUGAUGGAAAACAUUGAGAAGGUUCUUGACCGUGGAGAGAAAAUUGAGCUUCUGGUGGAUAAGACAGAGAAUCUUCGCUCACAGGCACAGGAUUUCAGGCAGCAGGGAACGAAGAUGAGAAGGAAGAUGUGGUUGCAAAACAUGAAGAUAAAACUGAUAGUUCUGGGAAUCAUAAUUGCCUUGAUUCUCAUCGUAGUAUUGUCCAUUUGUGGUGGCUUCAAAUGUUGAUGUUUACCUUACU
Messenger RNA from Pistacia vera, 889 nucleotides. Its product is annotated as putative vesicle-associated membrane protein 726. The transcript is spliced from 5 exons. The record is from RefSeq and is a predicted model, not a curated record. Lineage: Eukaryota; Viridiplantae; Streptophyta; Magnoliopsida; Sapindales; Anacardiaceae. Gene Ontology annotation, cellular component: membrane. Bases 217 to 876 code for a protein of 219 amino acids. Gene Ontology annotation, biological process: vesicle-mediated transport.